AACACUAAUGUAUAAUGUAACAUAUUGUAGCUAGCCUACUCCUCUGAUCAGCAAGAGAGAGUGUGAGAUGUACAAUGGCAUUGGCUUAACGACAGUACGAGGAUCAGGGACUAAUGGCUACGUACAGAGAAACACGGCUCACAUUUCCAACACAAGGACCAAGUUUGAUUACAACUACAACGAUGACAAGGAGAAGGGUGUAACGAUAAGGAAACCUAAUAAAGCGAUCUUGGAACACGAGCAGAAGAGAGCUGUGGAGGUGAAGUGUGUGGAGUUACAGGAAGUGCUGGAAAACCAGGGGUACACAGAGCUUGAGAUUGCAGAACAGGUCAGCGCUCUGAGAAUUAGCUUGAUGAACAGCGGAAAAGUGAUCUCUAAACGCAAAGGUGAGACGCACCAUCUGGCGGAGGCACAGCACAGGAAGAAUGAGAAGAUGAGGGAAGCGUUCGGUAUCAAAGCUAAGGAGGACGGGGAGAUUAAGGAGGAUAGUUCGGAUAGUUCUGAGGAGGAGGGAGCUGAUAAGGAGAAUGGGGAGGAGAAACCUGAUAAUGAGGAGGCUGAAUCAGAGGACACUGACUCAGAGAAUAAACUGCAGAAAAAGCCUAAGGUUUUGGACGACGACAAAGAAGAGAAAGAAAACAGGUCAGACCCAGGACGGAAGCGUCGUGGUAGUGAAGCUAGCAAAUCGAAGUGGGAAGCAGAUAACAGUACAACACGCUGGGAGCAGGACCGUGCAGACAGACGGGGCGGUAGAGACAGGAGACAGGAGACAGGAGACAGGAGACACUCUCCUUCGCCUCGCAGGGGGAGGAAGUCUCCUUCUCCCAGACGAGGCCGGGGGUCUGCUUCACCCAGACGCAAAAGGCAGUCUCCUUCACCCAGACGAGGCCGGGGGUCUCCUUCUCCACGUAGAGGGAGAGAUCAGAGGGACGACAGGAGACGUCAGAGAUCAAGGAGCAGAGACCGCCCAGCGAGAAGAAGAAGAUCAGGAUCUUCAGGACGUGAAGACUCGCGCAGCAAGAAGAGGCGUAACGACUCAGCAGAGAGGAGGAACAGGGUCCGUGAGAGACGAGAAAGAGACAGAAGCAGUCCGUCUUCUCCUGUAAAAGAGAGACGAGAGAGGAGACGAUCCAGGAAGGAGAGCGAGUCUAAAGUCAGGGCAUCAUCAGCAUCUGAGGAAAGAGUUGUGAAGAAAAAGGACCGUAAAAAGAAAAAGGAAAAGCAAGAGAAGGAAAGGAAGAGUAGGCAGAGGUCGUCGUCAAGAAGCGAGAGCCCGGUCAAGAAGGACAAGAAGAAAAAAUCCAAAAAAGAGUCAAGCUCUGACCAGUCUGAGCCUGAGGAGGAAGUAUCAAAGAAGCAGAGGAAACUCAAGAAGAAGGAGAAGCACGAGGAGAAGAAGCUAAAGAAGAAACAGAAGAAAAGGCAGAAGAAAGAGCUGGAAAAAAGGAAGAGGCGUAGAUCUUCUAGCGAGUCUGGGAGUGAAGAAGAAGAAGAGACAGUGAAACGGAAGAAGAAGGAGAGAGCAAGUCCGGCGAAGAAGAAACGGAAAGAAAGCAGCUCUGAAGCCGCAGAAUCUGAAAGUGAACCUGAACAACAAGCAACACAUGAACCAAGUCCCGAAAAGGAGCCGAAACGAAGAGCUCGCAAAUCUUCUAGUAGUCCCGAAAAGAAGAAAAAGAGACGGGGACGCAAGGAAUCAAGUAGCCCAAAGAAAGCAGUCGUGCAGAAAAAGCGUGAUAGUUCGAGUGGCUCAGAAGAAGAGGCUCCUGAACAAGCUCGACCAUCACCUUCUCCUGAAAAGGCUCGCAGAAAAGCACGGAAACCUUCCAGUAGUUCGGAGCCAGAAUCUCAACAAAAAGCUGAAAAAUCAUCAUCCAGUAGUUCAGAUAGUGAACCUGAAGUCAAAGAUAGAUCGCCAUCAAGAAGCCCCGAACCAGAAAAACGAGCGAAAGCUCCUUCAAGCAGCCCUAAACCAGAAAAGAGACGAAAGGCACCUUCGAGCAGCCCUGAUUCGAAACAGAAACCUCAAUCCCCGGUUAAAGAAGGAUCCUCCUCAUCCUCGUCGUCUGGAUCAGAUUCUGAACCAGAAGCAGCCCCCAAGUCCCGGUCCCCCGCCGCUCCACAAAGUGCAGCCAGCUCCUCUAGCUCUAGUGAGGAUGAAGCUCCUACAAAACAAGACAGCUCUAGUGACUCGUCUCCUGAACGUCAACAGAAAAGUCCUUCCCCUCAGAAACAACCCUCUAGGUCGCGUGAUAGAAGAUCCCGUGAGAGAAGGUCACGUGAUAGCCCUGUGAGGAGGAGGGGUCAUUCUCCGCCACGCAGAUCUCCUCCAAGAAGGAGAUCCCCUCAUUCUCGGGACAGGAGAGAUCGUGGUCCUAGACGAUCACCUCCCAGAUCACGAGACAGGUUUUCACGGGACAAUGGAUCACGGGAUGGUAGACAUGCUAGAAACAGGAGUCCUCCAAGAAAUAGGAGUCCGCCAAGACGUGCAGCGCGAAGUCCCUCUCCUCCAAGGCGUGCAGCUCGAAGUCCCUCUCCUCCAAGUCGUGCAGUGCGGAGCCCUUCUCCACCAAGGCGUGCAGCGCGGAGCCCAUCUCCGCCAAGACGUGCAGCGCGGAGCCCCUCUCCUCCAAGGCGUGCAGCAAGGAGCCCCUCUCCAAAACCCAACAAAUCACCUGUGAGACGAAGUCGUCAGAAGAGUCCUGAGAAGAGCAAACAAUCGUCCUCAAGUGGUAGUUCUGCAGACAGCAGCAGUUCUUCAUCAGACAGCGAUUAGAGUGACAUUGUGACGACUUUUAUCUAUUUCAACCCACUGAUAUUACCGACCAUUCCACUUUCAGAGUACAGUUUUGAGGCAUAUGGUUUUAAUUUCUUAUUUGAUUAAAUUUUGAGAAGUUGAAAGAAUUUUGCAUAAACUUUGUGUAACAACGAUGGCACUGAUUGUAAUAAAGGUUAACUUUUUUCUUGUUAUCACCCAUAAUAUAACGAUA
Bolinopsis microptera is the source of this 2990-nucleotide messenger RNA. Its product is annotated as serine/arginine repetitive matrix protein 1-like. Gene Ontology annotation, cellular component: nucleus. The record is from RefSeq and is a predicted model, not a curated record. Bases 68 to 2776 code for a protein of 902 amino acids. Lineage: Eukaryota; Metazoa; Ctenophora; Tentaculata; Lobata; Bolinopsidae. The transcript has 16 exons.